UCUCUCUCUCUCUCUUCUUCGUCUCCCUCUCGAGAAGAAUCGCCGCAUCUCGUCGCGUCGCGUCGCCAUCAACUCUGCUCCGUCGGUCUCGAUUCCGAUCAGUCUCUUCCUCUUCUCGCCGCUCGCCUGCUCGCCUUCUCGCCUUCUCGCGUUCUUGCUCCUUACGGUUUUGUUCGAAUCGGCGCUCGUCCGAUUUGAAUCCUUAACCUUUCUGCUGCUCGCGGCGCAUCGAUGGAGUAUGGUUCUAGGGAUGGUGCGAGAUUGUAGAAAAAGGGACAUAUUUUCUCGUCCUCUUCCUUGAUCUGGUUUUCUGACUCGUCUAGAGCUUCUCGUUUCCUUCGUUUCCUGUUUGAUCGAUCGAGGAGAUAAAAGGGUGGCGCUGAAAGGGGCAAAAAUGGAGGCUAACUGGCGUAAGCGCUCCAAUUUGCAGGCCUUUCUCAGUGGCACGACGCCUAGGGUUCCUAUUUCCCCCUUCCCGAAGACAAAUUCAUAUUGGCAGCCGGUUUUACAAGGCAAGGUUGAGAAUUUUAAUCUCGAAGAUCUUUGGGAUCAAUAUAGAGAAUGGAGCGCUUACGGGCUUGGAGUCCCGAUCGUUCUUGAUAAUGGAGCUAGUGUGGUCGAGUACUAUGUUCCGUAUCUCUCUGCAAUCCAAAUUUAUACUAGCAAAUCUCAUGCUCUCACGAGGUGUAUGUUGGAAGAUAGUGAAAAAGAAUCAUUCAGCGAUGACAGUGAGAGUGAGAAAUUAUCUCGAUUGUCGGAUGUUUCGGAUGAUUUUCUCGUUGACCAGGAUGCUUCAUGGUCCUCAAGGCAUCUUUUGGGGCAAUUGUACUUGCAGUAUAUAGAAUAUGGUUCUCCGUAUGCAAGAAUACCUCUCUUUGAUAAGGUAAAUGAACUAGCACAGAAUUAUCCUGGUUUGACAUUGUUCAAGAGUGUGGAUAUCUCGCCAGCUAGUUGGAUGUCGGUUGCAUGGUAUCCAAUCUACCACAUUCCAUCUUGUAGAAAUGUAAAGGAUUUGUCUACAUGCUUUCUAACUUAUCAUACAAUCUCCACUUUGUUCCAAGAAAACAACGAUGUGCUGGAGGAAGUGACCGAGGACUCAUGUUCUGCAAACACAGGUGAUAUGAUGGAGAAAACGAGAGGCAGUAUCUCGCUUCGGCCCUUUGGCCUCGCAACAUACAAACUAGAGGGUGACCUUUGGAUAAACCCUGAAACUUCAGACAACGAAGUGAUGAGCACCCUGUAUAGUGCAGCAUACUCUUGGCUGAAGCAGUUAGUGGUCGAACACCAUGACUUCGACUUCUUCACCACUCACUAAAAAGAGAUGAAAAUGCAUGUUCAUCUGCAACUUCUGGAUUUUCCAUCAAGGGUUUAUAGCUUAACAGUCUAAUUAUGUUAGGAUUACUAAUAACUAAUAACUGGUCUGAUGAUUGUUGUUAUUAACCUGUGAGUGGCUUGUAAUUAAGUUUUACUUGUGCUGGGACAUGAUGAGAGUUUUUACUUGUGAGCUUCGUUUUGGUCCCAGUUUUCUGUAACAAAUUGCCUUCUGAAUGUAUUUAACAGUGAUAUUUUAGCCUCGUAAUUUUGUUAA
Zingiber officinale is the source of this 1588-nucleotide messenger RNA. RefSeq lists its product as uncharacterized. NCBI's taxonomy places the organism in Eukaryota, Viridiplantae, Streptophyta, Magnoliopsida, Zingiberales, Zingiberaceae. The coding region runs from base 395 to 1315 and encodes 306 amino acids. The record is from RefSeq and is a predicted model, not a curated record. The transcript has 6 exons.